Ipomoea triloba (trilobed morning glory) is the source of this 876-nucleotide messenger RNA. Its product is annotated as transcription factor PRE6-like. The record is from RefSeq and is a predicted model, not a curated record. Gene Ontology annotation, biological process: regulation of DNA-templated transcription; regulation of growth. The transcript has 2 exons. Gene Ontology annotation, molecular function: protein dimerization activity. Lineage: Eukaryota; Viridiplantae; Streptophyta; Magnoliopsida; Solanales; Convolvulaceae. Bases 385 to 675 code for a protein of 96 amino acids.
UCUCCCAUCCAAUUCUCUCUCUCUUCCUUCAAUUCAUCUCUCUGUCUAUAAUCAUUUGUGCCUAUCUACUAUACACAGUUAGAGUUACAGUUACCACCGCCCUCCUCUCUUCUGCCAAUUCAACCCGGCCUAGCUUUUAAAUAAUCCCCCAGCCAGGCCAACUCACUUCGAAUUCAUCCAUCACAAUAUUCACUCUUCAACCUCCCUCCAUAUAUCUCUGACAACAACAAAACCCCCUUUUUCCCAAUUAUCGUAUCAUCAUAUCGUAUAGUAGGUAGCUAGGUUACUAUAUAUACUACUUAACUAGGUUUGUAAGUUACGUUGUUCCGGCUACCUGAGACAAGCUCAGCUAAGCUAAGCUAAGAUAAGGUGAUCAUAUAUAUAAUGUCUAGCCGUAGAUCAUCAUCGCGUUCCAGACAGUCGUCGGAUGGAGUGUCCAGAAUAAGCGAGGAUCAGAUCGCCGACCUCGUCUCCAAGCUCCAACGACUUAUCCCUGAGAUCCGCAACAGAAGUUCCGACAAGGCGUCGGCAUCAAAGGUUUUACAAGAGACAUGCAACUAUAUAAGAAGGCUGCACAGAGAAGUGGAUGACUUGAGCGAAAGAUUAUCGGAGCUUUUGGAAUCGACGGACAGCGAUAGUGCUCAAGCUGCUAUUAUCAGAAGCUUACUCAUGUGAUCCAUUUUAUUACUUAAUUAUAUAUGCAUCACAUGUGGUCACAACCCUAAGUAACUCAUCUAUUAUAUAUAUAUUAAUUAAUAUUAAUGUACUCUACUAGUCUACUCUUAUAUAUUUAGCUGCAUGCAACUACCUCAACUCUCCAUCUACUUAUUGUACUUUGUAAUCAUUUUUAUUUAAUUUAUGUCCAUUUUUAAUUUA